ACGUGCCAACGGGUAAAUUACUCGUUUGACGACGGUACUGACGGUAGUCGUGGUGCUGGUGGUCGCGCUCCAGUGAUGCGAUAAUAUUCGCUGGAUGUCGGAUGUAUCAUCGACGAUAUCCUCGUUGUUAUUGACGCGCGGAGUGGUAUUAUUUGCGACGGCGCAGCGUCCCGAUAGCAAUCGUCGACAACGACGACAACGACGUUCCGGUGAUGACGCGACGGCGGGACGAUAAGAUGUAGUCUCCACGACGCGAUGCACUGCAACGUAGUGACGGAAAAGGCGAUGUGAUAGAUAAAUAGAAAAUGUGCGCGCGCGUGCAAUUAAGUGCGAAAAAUAGACAUAUAUAUAUUAUAAUAUACACAUAUGUAAGGACAUUUAUUAUUUCGUUGACCGGGAAUUGCGUUCGAUAAGAUUGUAAGAGUUUCAUCAUGAAUUGUUGAUCUGUCGUGACUGUGCGACUGGAAUCCCUGCCAUCGUCGUGCAUCGAAUUCGCGGCUAUAAGAACAUCGUGUUGAAAACCGCUGUCGCUGCCAUAGAAGGUGGAGGAAGAAGAGGAGGAGGAGGAGGAGGAAGAGGAAGAGAAAAAGUAUGAGAAGGGGCGAAGAGGAGUAAGAGGUGGAGGACGAGAAAGAGAGGAGGAGGGCAGUAACAAGGAACGAGGAGGGAGCUUUUGACGGAAUUGAAGGGAACUCGCGAUCGCGAAUCGCGAGGAGACUCCUCGAACAGAGGAGACGCACGUUGCGUGUACAAUAUUCGCAUACUCGCGCGUGUAUGAAAAAGAGAGAGAGCGCAAUAUCAUAAACAAAGGGGAAGAAAGAAACGGAUAACGAGUGACUUUACGAUGUGGAAGUGAUGGUGGCGUCGCGAGAUCGCAGCGAUAGUCGCAUCGUUGUCUUCAUCGGCGAUGCAAUCCAACAACGAUACGGGCGAAUGUAAGGAGGAAGAAAGGAAGAAGGCGCGAACGGGUUAUACGCGUAUAACUUUGUCUCGCGUGAGAGACGAGUGAGUGAGUGAGUGAGUGAGUGAGUGAGUGAGUGAGUGUGUGAGUGAGUGAGUGAGUGAGUGAGUGAGUGAGUGAGAGAGCGGGAGAGAGAUAGAGGAGAAUCUCAUAAUGCGCGCGGGUUAAAAACCUCAUUUGGAGAUGGACCCGGUCUUGUGUCACGAUUCGGCACUCGACACUCGACACGAAUCGAUCUGCGAAUGAGCGUAAAAAAUGCGGAGUAUGUGCCACGAACAUCAUCGCGACGAUUAUAACGCGCUAUUAGACCCAAGUGACAUGGAAGUGAAAUUGCGAAGAAGGCGAGUCAUGCCGAUUGUUCCAAUAUUCCGUUCAACUAUACUUUUGGUGUCUGUGACAUAAGUUUACCAUGGAAUAGAUUCGAAGCGUAUGAUAUAAAAUCUAUUGUGUAUUUAUAUACAUAUAUAUAUAUAUAUAUAUAAUCGAGAUAGAGAGAGAGAAACGAAUGUGAAGAAACUCGCCAAACGGUGAGAGCGUACGUUGGAGAGCGGCGGGCGACACGUUCUUCGGUCGUCACCCUCUUCCCCGAAGGAGGAGGGGAGGAGGGACGAGAAGGAGAAAGAGAGGGAGGGGGGCAUACAUUUCCCGGGAUACCGACGACGACACGCGCGCAGUAAUAAUGGAGACAUUACUGCCCGGCAACACUGGUCAAUCAUACAGUCCACAGUUGAAGACCGUUCUCAAGACCUAUCAGCUGUCGGCUGUGAAGAGUCUGCAGGGUCCAAGUUCGGCCCUGCUGGGCAUGGACUGUAAAGUUUUGUUACACGAGCAACACUCGGCAACCUCAUGCUUCUCACCACCCACUAGUCGUCCGGCCACCAAUUGCGCCUUGGAAUCGUCCGGGGAGUCGCAGGUACCCGAGAAAGAUGUCGCCGAGAAGGAGGCACAGCGCACGUCGACACCCGUUCCACCCUCUGGCAAUAAGAUCCUUCGAUCGUUGGAAGAUUCGGACGAGGAUCGUCCCGUGGCGGCGGAGCGUCUCAAAAGCGAGAAGCGCGAGCUCGAGUUCCAAAUACCGAUAUUGACGGCGCCUGAUCAGAGCUGCUCCGAGAGAUGCGAGACGAUUCUCGAAGGCGAGAGGAUAUCGUGCUUCGUGGUAGGCGGCGAGAGGAGGUUAUGUUUACCUCAGAUACUGAACACUGUGCUGCAAGACUUCUCGCUGCCACAGAUCAAUCAGGUGUGCGACGAGCUGCAGAUCUAUUGUUCGCGCUGCACCCGGGAUCAGCUUGAAGAACUCAAACAUUCUGCCAUCUUGCCGCAUAACGCCCCGUCUUGCGGUCUCAUCACUCAGACUGACGCCGAGAGGCUUGUUAGUGCUUUGUUGUUACGAACAGAAUCCUGCGACCCCACUCAAAUCGGUCAGACGCAAGACUGUUUCGAUAAGAAAGCAUGCGAUAAAGACGAGGACGAGGAGACGAUUGUCAAGUUCAAGGUGUAUCAUGAAUGUUUUGGCAAGUGUAAGGGUAUCUUUGAUGCCGAACUUUUCGAAACGGAUGAUUCUGUGUGCAUCGAAUGUCUCGAGUGUGGCUAUCAGUUUUCUCCGCAACGCUUUGUGAGACACGCUCACAGAUCCUUGGAGAAUCGCACCUGCCAUUGGGGUUUUGAUUCAGCAAACUGGCGGUCGUAUUUGUUGCUCUCUCGUGAUCAACAACAUUACAACAAAUCGCUUAUUCUCUUUCGUGAGCUGAAGGAGAGGCACCUCGUGCUAAAUUCCAAGCGAAAACUAGAGCUGCGACAUGAACAUGAGAGAAUAUCCAAACGCACAAAGAAGGAUAUAGGGAAAGAUGACUGUCCUGGAAUUUAUAAUGGCAAUGGAUUAGGGAUAUACCAUCCUAUAUCCCAAAUAGCUACUGCAGCUGACCCAUAUUUGCAAAUGCAAUGGGCAGUUUUUGAACUCGCUGCUAGGGGCGCGUCCGCUUUUCGGCCUUGGAAUACUGCAGGCAAUUGCAAACAUAGAGACAAUUCAUCGUUGCUGCCUGCGUAUCUUAGUCGAGGUCCACCUGUACUGCAGCAUCCCGAACGAGUCAUCCCACUUUCGGAGUGCGAGCGCUUCGAGCCGCACUUCCAGCCUAACGUGGCCCUAGCACCUAUAUCGACGCCUACUCAGAUGGGUCAGAUACCGCCUCUCUCUUCCGUUCAUCAACAACGACGGCAUCAUCAUGAGCAUCGCCGUCAUGGUCAUCGUUCGACGAGUCCCACGAGCGAGAAGCAGGAACUGCUUUCUGCCGAUGUCAAAUUGGAAAAAAUAUCGGUGAAUCAAGCUGUGGCUGUCGAUUCUUAUCCUAUAUAUUACAUGACCGAUGCAAAUCAAAAGGAAACUGUACUGCCGGGAAAGGAGAAAAAGGAAAAAGAGGGCGAGGAAGAGGAGAGUAGUGCAGCAGUGACAUCAUCUACAGUGACUGUAGAGCCUCUUCCAUUGGCGGUCUCUUCCGAGGUCGGCACUUCCUCAACGUCGGAAAGUGAUUCCGACUCAGACGGUACUGCGGCGGCCGAUCUUGAGGAGCGAUUGAGAGUGCUGAAUGUACCACAGGAUAUAAUAGAGCUGGCGCGUCGUGUCGCAUCGGAAAACGCGCAGCUGCGACGUCAUCGGCAGUUGGAUGCACACGAGAUCUCGAAACUGCGUAGUCAAUUGCACAUGCACAAGUUGCAACAACAGCAAUCCACGAUCGUCGUAGGAAUCAGUGAGAAUCGAGACAAGAAGGAAGAUGCUUCAGCAAUGAUGCUACGUGCCAGCGCCGCUGAUAGCACUGAGGGCUGCAGUGAAGAGACCGAUGCUACGGAUUUACCAUCGAAUAAUAAAGAGUCUGAGCCUGCCAAUGUGUUGUUAGUGACUAACGAAUCGGAUCAGUGAUUAGAAUAACAUAAGCGAAAAUUAUUUAAUAUAUACAACUGCUCAGCGAUUACCGCGAUUACGACGCUUAUCCGAAUAAACAUGCACUGAAUUUAUAGUACAUCAGAUGCGUGUAUGUUGUGUAUUAUAGAGCCUUUUGUAAUUUUUGUUUAUCAAUAGCAUUAUUUUUUGAAGAAAAAUGAAAUAAAAGUCCUUAAUCAUUUUUUUAUGAUGCUUAACGAAAAAGGAAAUUAUUAAAAGGAAUUAUUAAAAUUAUUAAAAAAAAAAAAGACAGGCACAAUCACGUAUGUAUCACGCUCUCUAUCAAGCGCACGGCUCGCGGCAUACAUCCGUCUAACAAAUGAAGAUGAUUCAGUGAAUUUUAUUUGAUAAUUUUUCCUUCAUUAAGCAUUAAGAGAAAAUGAUUCAGGACUUUUUCAUUUUUCAUCAAGAAAUAAUAUUAUGUAAUUGAUAAGCAUGAAUUACGGAAAAUUCUAUAUACAUAUAAAUAUGAUCAUUCUAAACGAAACGAGAAAUUAUCUAGAUUUAUGUGAUACGCGAUGAGCCUUUAAACAUUAUCGCAAUUAAUUCGGACUUUUUAUUAGAUAAAUAAACCACAUGUGCUAUCCAACUUAAAACAACGGAUUAAGAAAGCCCUUGCUUUUAUUUAGCGAAAUUUAAACCGAUCGAUUACUAUCGGCAAAGCUUCAUGUUUUAUUAUUAUGCAUGAUAGAUUCACUUCCUGUUCACUUCCUGUUUGCAUUUUAGCAUUUCGCGGAGAACGAAAAAAAUACUUUUUGAAUAAAUCAGUUUGUUCAAUCUAUAGUCAUAAUGAGAGAAACAUGUUGCUUUAUUGACUCCUUUUAUUUUUCAGUCAUAAGUUAGCGCAUUAGAAAGAAUGAUAUUACCGGUGGGAAGUGUGGGAAACCGAUGCCACAAAUUGGAUAGCUACGUUAAAUAUACUUCUAUUGAUCGAUUUUUUUUUUGUUAAAGUCGAAUGUAAAUAUUGUAUUAUAACGAAAUAGAAAAGAUUACAUUUAAGGGAUUAUACCGCGCCAAUUACACUAUUAUAUUUAAUAGGUAUUAUGAUGAAAUAUUUCGUGUAUAUUAAAUAUUAUAUAUGAAGUAUAAGAAAUUUUUACGAGAUCGUAAUUCUUAAAUAUACAGUGAAUAAGAGAGAGAGAGAGAGAGAGAGGGAGGGGAGGAGAGAGAUGUCUAAUGAGAAUGAUUUUAAAUUGCUUUCCAUUCACAUCUUGGUAGUCAUUUGAUCGCAUAAUGUAAAUACAUUGUGGCAUCAUAUAUGUUUAUAAUUAGUUAUAUACUAUCAUGACGAAAUAAUGCUAAAGUACAAAAAAACCUAGGUGCUAUAUUAUUAUUCUAGGUAUGCUAUAUGCAGAAACCUAGGUGUGUUCCAGCAGCUCGUGCUACAUUGUAAUUUAAUCCGAACGUUAUAUACAUGUUACGAAUCGAAUCGUUACGAUUACAAUCUUGUGAUUUGUGUAUAUAAGUGGGAUCUGCUUUUUUAUUCGACGGAAAAGCUCGGUCUAAGCCUAAUAAUGUCAAUAAGAAAAAAAGUUUGGAUAUUUGAAAAUUAUUUAUUUGCUACAUGCAGUAGGACCAUAACUUGAAUCAUUAUUGAUAAUAACAUAUUCCAAUCAUUUAAAUAGUUAUCAAACUGUUUAAUUUAUUGAUGAUAUGAGGGAAAAGAACAGUGAUGAUAUAUAAAAUUAUUUAUGUAAUGGAUCGUCGUCGAUCGUAGUUUUUUUUUUCUUUUUUUUUUUCUAAAAGUAUUCUAAAUUUUUCUUUACAAUAUAUAUGCUUUUUCUUCCAGGAUGUACAAAGUGAGGUACCUAACAUUAGAAUCUGAAAUAUCUGUUAUUUUUAAGAAUGCAAAAAAAUUUCUAAAGAAAAAAAUUUUUGCUUUAAACGAAUAAAUAAUACAAUUGAUACAAAUGAUAAAUAAUACAAUAAAAAGUUCUUUUCUCAAGAAAGUUAAAUUUUCUAAGAUAUUCAGCAUAUUUUAUUAAGCUAUUUUUGAGACUAGGAUGGCAUUUUUUUUUUAAACAAUUGUGUAUGUUUUUGUUAUUUGUGAUGUUGUUGCUGCUAAAAAAAAGAAAUUUAACUAUUAUAUAUUUAUUGAUCUUCAGAUGAACUCUUCAGAAAUGAGAAGUUAUUCUUUAUAAAGUCACGAUUUAUUUUCCAACCGCGAUAUAAUGUUUAAAAAGUGUUUAUUUGUAUUUUUUAUUGUUUAUUUAUUCUUCUAAAGCAAACAUUUUUCUUUUUAGAAUUCUUUUUGCAUUCUCAAAAAUAAUAGAGAUACAUUUCAAGUUCUAACUUCACUCUAUAUAUUACAGAUAAAAGCAUAAUAAUUAGUUAAAUUGUACAUGUGGACAUGUACUGUAUAUAAUUUCUGUUGACUACAAUAUGUUUUGUUAUUAAUAUUUAAUAUUUUUACUAAGAUUUGCAGCUGGGAAAUCCGCAUUCUUUAUAUGUAUAUAUACAUAUACAUAUUUAUAUUUAUUUUGUAUAUUAUUGUUGGCACUUAUCAUUUUAGUUGUAUUUAAUAUAUGAAUGGUCCUACUGUGAAAGAGUGAUAGAGAGAUAUGCAGAAAAUACUGAUUGUGCUGAAAUAGCGUUUCUACAUUUGUUAAUAUUGAGAAAUUAAAUAAGUGAAGAGGAUAUCUUAUGAUGGAGAAGGAAAGACGUUAUAUCAGUUAGUUGUAAUUUCUGAGUAUCUCUCAAGUUUUAGCAGAGACCGAAUGUUAAAUUAUGUUGGACAUAAUUACUUUUUUUUAUUACGGAUUUUUAUUUCUAUUUGAAUUUAUGUUGAUUAUCGACUAUAGAUAAUCAGUUAUGAAUACGAGAAAAGAAGAAAAAAUGCAAAAAUUAUUUUUUAUGCAUGAGAGAAUACUCCAUGUACACACGCGCGCGCGCGCACGAAUAUUUGUGUAUCAAAUUAUAUUAAACACACCACAAUAUAAAGAGAAAUAGAUUUUUUAAUAUAUUCAUACGAGGUAUAUAUUAAAGCAUGAACAAACUAGCAAGAUAUGUAUAUGUAAAAGAAGAUAUGCAUCUUUGUGUUUGUGUGUGUGAACACAUAUGUAAGAAGGUGAUUUUUAUAUUAGGACCGUGGCAUAAAGAAAAACUUAAGCAGUAAGACUUAAAAAUUUCAUCUAUAUGGAAUUUUCAGCGUUGCUUAAGUUUCGAUAUAGCUACCUUAUUGUUUGACCGGGAUUGGUCAAUUCGCUUAUGACUUAAGUCUUACUGCCUAAGUUUUUUUGUGGGCCACAGCCCUUAUGGACUCUGUAUUUUCAUUUAUUACACAUACAAUUGAUAAUGUGUGAUGGUUACGUUUGCCUUUUAUCCUCUUGUCUUUCUCUUCUUUUACUAUGCUACGCUAUAUUUUUAUUUUGUGCCGCUUAGAUAUUUUUAUACCAAGAUAUGUGACGGAGUUCCCAGUGAAAUGUGUGAUACAAUCUUCGAUUUAAAUUUAUUAUUACAUGAAUGUAUUUGUAAAAGUGAAUAUGUACAUGAGCGAAUGAUCAACUAAUAUAAAUCUUCGUUAUUACAAUUUUUUGAAAAUGUCUAUUUUAGCAUAAAUGCAAAUAGUUUGUUAGCGUUCGAUUCAUUUAUAAAGUGAAAUAAAAUAAAAAUACAUUAAAUAAAUUUAUUUUCAUAUUUUCGAUGUUUUUUCGUUCGCUUAAUGUAUAUAUAUUUUAAGAAAGUAAAAUUUUGAUUUUAUAUCUACUGAAAUUUUCCGAAAUAAUCCAAGUGCAGGAUAUGCAAGAAACUGAGAGCCAGGAUUAUAUAACAAAUAACGUUUAUAUGCAUACAUAUCCUCGCAGUCAGCGAUAGUUAUAAUAAUGUAAACCACAUACACUUGCGUUUCCAUUAUGUAGCAAAAAAUGCUGAUAUUUAUAUAUUAAAAAUAUACGCGUAUCGAGACUGUUUCGAAGAUCUCUUAUCAUACAUAUAUAUACAUAUGUUUAUCUUUUUGCCUUUUUAUUUUUUUGUUGAAAUAUAGCAACAGUACCAGUAAUUCUUCAAAUAGUGGACAAAAAAAAUUUCAAGGCAAGAAAUUUAACAUUUUCAAACUGACAGAAAAAAGAAAUUACUGCGAUUGCUCGAUUCUAGUAUAUUAAGAUGAAGCGAAUGUGAGAUUUUUAAAGCAAUUUGUUAAUAAAACUGAUGUAGAAUAUAUAGGAUAUUUCUCAGAUGUACAAUAUAUAUAUAUAUAUAUAUAUAUAUAUACACUACACACACGCACGCAUAAGAAAUAUUCUACAUAUUCUAUAGCAUCAAUUACUAUAUAUAUAUAUAUAUAUAUAACUUAUUACAUUGUAACGUUAAAAACAGUAAUGUAAGCACAUCCCACCUAAGAUUAAAAAUGUAAUAGUCUAUGUUUUUCAUACGCGUACAUACAUAUAAAUACAUUCAAGUUUAUUAUCAUAGUUAUUUAGGACAUAAAGGAUAAUUCAUAAUAUCUAAUAACUAUAUACAGCUCGGUUUCGAAUACAUUUGAAGUUUAUGUAUAAAAGAUAAUAAUAAUAGUAAUAAUAAUAAUAAUAAACAGUUUCGACAAAUCAUGUAACUGCCAUGACUUUAGAUGUAUUUCAAUUUCGCAGAUGAGAGAUGAUGUAUUUUAAUUUCGAAAUGAAAAUAUAUAUUGACAAAAAUAAAAAUGGAGUAUACAUACGCCUGAUUUUACUAUAGAGAGGAAAAAAGGAAACAAAAAGAAGUAAAAUAUUUCUUAAUUCGAUAUAUGAUAUCCGAGAUAUGUGUCGUUAUUCUUAUAAUAUAUAAUUAUGGUAUACAUAAACACUUUUGAAAUACUGCUGUCGUUCAUUUAACUAGCGAGCUUCCGCUUCGAUCAGACGUCGGAAAUGAUUUUUGUCGUGUGCUUCGCUAAUACUAUCUCUAUUGUUAUUAUAUGUUUAGUCUGACUUUUAAAACAUGAAUUGUAAAUGCUAGCUGUUAUGAUCUACAUGUGCGUGUACUCGUUUCUCAUUUCUCUCUCUCUCUCUCCCUCCUCCCUCCCUCCCUCCCCCUCCCCCUCUUGCUCUCAUUAUUUCUUUUGUUUAAAAAUUUUCAUUUUGGAAUAUGAACAAAUUAGCGCAAAUUUUUGUCCAAUUCUUUAUGCACAAUGACAUAUUAUGUAUUAUUGGCGAUAGCAUUAUCACUAAAGUAUAUGUGUACUCACAAACCGCGUAGUACAUUUAUAUGUAUUAUGUAUUGUGCUAUUUAUAAAAACAAAAGAAAGUCAUAAAAGCGAGAGCGCACUCUUCGAUAUGGACGAUGCACGCACAUGCCAAGAAGAGAAAAAUAAGCUAUUUAACUAGACGAUAAGGCAUAUAUAUUAGAAAAUAAUCUCGCAAACAUUUAUGCGAUAAUAAAGUAAAUAGAGGAUAUGCAGAUCUCAUAGUGCAGCCAUAGCCAUGUAGCGGAAAGAAGAAAACUUUGCUCCGCGACACAUCAUCGUAUCGCAACUGCAAUUUCCCAGAAAUUCUCUACUAGCGACAAAUAGGAAAUAAUGACCUAUAAUCGGCGAUAGUUUGUAAAAUAUUAAACAAGAUUUCGAAAUUUUCAAAAUCCUAUAUUCCAUUCAAACGGAAUUAGAAAAAUAACUCCACAUGCCCUUAUAUUUUAUAAUUCGCAUAAAACUAUUUAGAUUUCACAAAUAUCUAACAAUAAGAAAUGUCACAGAAUCAUCUCUACGAGCAUUUAUAGGCAACUCUUUUUAGAUAUUCUUUAAACGUCUUAAAUUUUAUUGUUUAAACACUUUCUUUCUAAAAAUUUAAAAUUUUUAAAAUUGUUUAGCCAUCUUUAAGACAUCGUUUAGACGAUUUUUGUGUCGUUUGGUUGUGUCUGAAAUUGUUAGCGGAAAUUUAUUUAAUAAUGAAAAAAUUGCAUGUAGUGAAAAAAUUAUUUAGUAAAAUGUAUCGUGUGAGUUCACAAAUGAGAAAAUAAUAGAACUCUUUUGUAUGCA
This is a messenger RNA of Cataglyphis hispanica, 9837 nucleotides long. Its product is annotated as ski oncogene. Gene Ontology annotation, molecular function: RNA polymerase II cis-regulatory region sequence-specific DNA binding; DNA-binding transcription factor activity, RNA polymerase II-specific; SMAD binding. Gene Ontology annotation, biological process: negative regulation of BMP signaling pathway. The transcript is spliced from 3 exons. The coding region runs from base 1641 to 3872 and encodes 743 amino acids. The record is from RefSeq and is a predicted model, not a curated record. Gene Ontology annotation, cellular component: nucleus. NCBI's taxonomy places the organism in Eukaryota, Metazoa, Arthropoda, Insecta, Hymenoptera, Formicidae.